UGUCUUCUCGGAGAAGAUGAAACUAAUUGCAGUCACGGCUGUCCGAAAGGCAAGUUUAAAUGCCAAGAUGGUAAAACAUGUAUUUAUCAAAGAGAUAGGUGUGACAAAAUAAAAGACUGCCCUGAUGGCGAUGAUGAACUUGAUUGCGCCGUAAAAUGCGAAAACUUUGAAUUUUCUUGUCACUCGGGUGAGUGCAUUCCUUUGUCUUGGCAAUGCGAUGGUUCCCCGGAUUGCGCAGACGGAAGUGACGAAGAUCUUCCCCAAUGUCAUCAUACAACAGCAACUACUACUACUUUGAGUCCCUUAAAAUUUUCUUCCUGUCCAGAAACCAUGUUUAGGUGCCAGUCCGGUACAUGCAUUACCCUGGAUAGAGUUUGUGACGGAAAAGCAGAUUGUUACGAUUUCUCGGACGAGGGAGAUCACUGUAAGGACACGUGUGGUUCGAACAACCAUGGAUGCGCCCACAUUUGUGUUCAUGGACCAGAAGGACCAUUCUGUCAAUGUCAUGAAGGUUUCGAGUUAGGCGCCGAUAAAAUGUCCUGUUCGGAUGUCGACGAAUGUCAGCAACUGGGUUCUUGUAGCCAGUUCUGCCUUAAUACAAAAGGCAGUUACAUGUGCGCGUGCUACGAAGGCUACUCGCUGCAACACAAUGGACAAUGCAAAGCUAUCGGAGGCAUCUUGGUGUUGUUUAUGUUAGUUCGGAAUGAUAUUAGAUCUAUAGACUUGAUGCAUCACCACGAAAGCAUCUUAGUUAAGGACAUACACAACAUUAAGGGAAUGGAUUUCGUAGACUCAGAAGACGACAGUGUAAUCAUUUGGGGUGAUGCAGAAAAGGAAUCCAUCAUGUAUUUUUCCCUGAAAAACCUUACGAUGGGCGUACUACUUAAUACUUCGGACAAUGUGAUUCUAGUAGCCUACGAUUGGGUUGGACUGAAUUAUUACUACGUUUGUGAUUACGCGAUACAUGUUUGUAACAACAAAGCUUAUUGCGCCACAAUCUUAGAUGGUGAAAACAUCAAUACGUUCACGCUCGUGCCUACCGACGGAAUAAUGUUCAUUGGUCUUGUUAAUGCAAUAAGUAGAAUGGAUAUGGAUGGAAGCAAAUAUCGGGAAAUAGUUUCUCACAAAGUAGUGAAUCCCUCUGCCAUUGCCGUAGAUCGAAUGUUAAAACACAUAUACUGGGUGGAAUUUAAACGUGAUGUAAUCUCUUCUGUCGAUUAUAACGGAGACAAAUUACGGAUUGUGACCUCGAAAGCAAAGCUUCCUUUCGCUCUGUCAUUGUUCGAGGAUUACUUAUACUGGUCUGAAUGGGAGGUGACUCAUAUUUACAGGUGCAACAAAUUCAAUUGUGAACAUCCACUCAUCAUCGCUCAGAGUGGGAGCAUAGUGCGGCAACUGCUUGUUUUUCAUCCUGUGCUUCGUCGAAGAGUUCGCAAUCCUUGUGAACAAAGUCCUUGUGACCAACUUUGUCUGCUAAUACCCAACAAUCGUGUGUGCAAAUGUAGUGAUGGCUUCAAUCUAGUAUCUGGCCGAUGUGAAGAAACUUGCACGCCCGAUUACUGCUACAACGAAGGAUCAUGCGAAAUCGUAGGAACGACUAAACAAUGCAACUGUUUAAUUGGCUAUGAAGGUGAGAGAUGCGAGAACGAAAUUCAAAGCAUGACAGCAAAUAUCGAAGAAAGUGCAAAUGGAUGGAUUGCUGGAGCUGUCAUUGGCAUUAUUCUCGUAGUUGUCAUUAUCGCCUUCACUUAUUUGUGUCUGAAGGACAAGACAAGAAUUCGUAAUCGUGGACGCAACAUAAUCGUCUCCUUCAGGCAUUCCUUUUUGCAAAAGGAGGAACCUCUAAUUAUAGAUUCGGAGUACUCCGAUCCCAUAGAAAAAACUAGGCCAACAGAGAGCGAUUUAUAUAACAAGACGGAAGUUAAUGGUAGUUACAAGAAAUGGCGCACCCUUGAUAAUGAACUGGACAGAUCUCCGAACGGGCAUCUCCUAUAAAGAGACCUUCUUAAUUGUAACUCAACGAAGUGAUGCAUUUAUAUAACUUUUUUCACUAUGUAUAUAUUGUCUAACGGGUUUAACUUGUGCUUUUUUGAUUUUUGGCUUUUAGUAGUUUAUAUUCACUGUAUAUUUUAUAAUACUUGUUGCA
This is a messenger RNA of Centruroides sculpturatus (bark scorpion), 2146 nucleotides long. Its product is annotated as very low-density lipoprotein receptor-like. The record is from RefSeq and is a predicted model, not a curated record. Gene Ontology annotation, molecular function: protein binding; calcium ion binding. Lineage: Eukaryota; Metazoa; Arthropoda; Arachnida; Scorpiones; Buthidae. The annotation marks the transcript as partial. The transcript has 13 exons.